UUCAAUUUGAGAGAAGAAGACCAUCUUGCCGGUUUCAUAACAUGACAUAAAGUUGACCACUAAUCUUUGAAGGCAACAGCCAUUGUGUGAGUGUGACAACAUGUUGCGACUCAUUGCAGCUUCGUGUUUUUAUUGCCGGCGGGGACAGAUGAUCCCUCCUCUCCAGGCCAGGCCCUGUUCCAGCCUCACGCAGAAGGAGAAUCAGCAGACGGUGGACGCCCUCUACAACCUGUCCGUGGACAUCCGCAAAGUGCGCAAGCUGAAGGGCUGGGUGCUUCACCAGAAUCCGGCGUACGUGAGCGAAGCGGAGGCGCUCCUGCGCGGCCUGGGGGCCGAGGGCCCAGCGAUCGCUCGUAUCCUGGAGCAGCACCCUGAGGCGGUGCUGUGUAGCCCAGAUCAGAUGCACGCUCAGAGGGAGCUGUGGGGCUCCAUCUGCCCCAACAACCGCGACCUGGUGGGCAUCAUCGAGAAGUUCCCGGCCUCCUUCUUCACAUCGGCCUGUCACCACAACAACCAGCGCGAGAACAUCCUAUUCUUCCAGAGCCUGCGCCUCAACAAGCGCAUCAUCAGCAAGCUGAUGGCCGGUGCCCCACAGAGCUUCAGCCGGCCUGUAGAGGACAACCGGCGCAUGGUCCAGACGCUGCAGGAGGCCUACCUCAGCCUGGGCGGCCAGGAGGACAACAUGAAGAUCUGGCUUCAGAAGCUGCUCAGCCAGAACCCCUACGUGCUGCUCAAGUCGCCCGAGGCCCUGCGGGAGAACCUGCUGUUCCUGCGCGACCAGGGCUUCACCAGCGCCCAGCUCCUCCAGCUGCUGGCCAAGCUCAGGGGCUUUGUGACGGAGCUGAACCCCGCGAGCAUGCGCCUCAUGCUGGACUACUCGCGCGAGACCAUGGGCUGCUCGCAGGCCCAGCUGCUGGAGAUGGUGCUCAAGUGCCCGGCGCUGCUCUACUACUCCGUGGCCGUGCUCAGCGAACGGCUCCAGGGCCUGCGCUCGGCUGGCGUGGGCCUGGAGCAGAUCGUGGAGACGCCCACCGUGCUGGAGCUCACCACGCAGAUCGUCAGCUACCGCAUCCAGAGACUGAGAGCCUACGGCUACGACAUCCGGACUGGCAGCCUGGACGCCCUCAAUGGCACCAAGAAGGACUUUGAGGCCAGCCACGGGAAGCUGCAGCUGCGGAGAGAGCGGCCACUCUUCAACCCCGUGGCUCCGCUAAAGGCAGAGGAGUGAGUGCGAAGCUGGUAAUGUUGAUUAACCUGUUGACCAGUGAGACCAGUGGGACUACAGUGGAACAGUACAGUACAGUGAAUAAAUGUUGUAAGAGUGGUUUUUGUUUAAGAUGUGCCCACUGGUGGAAGCCUAGGUAACUGUGGAACCACCUAGGUAGCCAUGGAGCCAGCUAGCUAUGCUUCUGUUGGUAUUAUAUGAUGGAACUGAUGGCUGCACAACAACAAUUAUUUUUGUGGGUCGAGCUUAGCCUGAUUUCUGAACUUUGGGGCCAUAGCCAACAAAUCUCCAUCUGGGCACAGACUAUUACAUUGUAACAUACUGAGUAUCAGUGAGCAACAACAAUAUAUUGUUUUUGUGAACGCAGAUAACCCCAACCCUUGCACAUAGUUAGCACAGUAACUAUAGUAUCAAUAUGCUGUGAUUCAACAUCACUCAGUAUGUUACAUUGUUCUGAAGAAUGCAAUUGUUUUUCAGAGAGGGCCCUCAUGGUGAGAGGUUCUCCCAUACAGGUCUAAGCCAAAGGGCCCUAAUUGUAAUGGUGGGAAAAUGUCUAACUUAUUUAAUUCAAUAAUGAGGCAAAGUCUAAUGUCUAACUUGUUUGAUUUAAUAACGAGGCAAAAUCUAUUCGCUAAUUUAAUAGCAUGAGCAAGAUCCUAAGCUGAAACAUUGGUGGAUCAGCUCAGUGCUCUCACAAGCCACACAAUGGCUUUACGUCAUGCAUUCACUUUGCACAGUGAGUGACUUUACUAUUUGCCUCUCGUUUAAAUUAGGGCCCAAAGUCUUAAAGUGUAAAGGUGCCAAAACAGAGCUUUAUGCUUGUUUUUGAACUGUAUGCAUUUCAUGGCACUGCACAGCAGAAUUGGAUUUUAAUAUUAUCAACAGUAUUGCACAGAUGUGGCAUUACUUGAAAAUAAUGGAAUGGGACUUUUAAAAUGUUGAUGAAAUUGUAUUCUGAUUUUUCCUGAUGUGAAAUGAGGUAACUCCCAGUCAAACCGUGGAACAGCACUCCUCAGUUCCCUCGAAGCUGUUCCCUCGUGCUUGCUAGGGAGUUGCACUGUAAAAAAUUUCUCCCCCAAGCCAUUUGGUGCCAGUCUUGGGUGGAACAUUUUGUUACAGGUAUUUCAUAUCACAGGCUGUCUUGACACUUGAAAGGCUGCUAUUGUGUGAAUGAGGGCACUGAAGGAAUACCUGAGCAUGGACUGAGCCAAAGCAAAGGCUCCACUGAAUAUAAAUGGAGCGAGACACUGGUGUAUAUUACAAAUCAUUUUGUGUUCUAUUUAUUAAAUUAUUCACACACAUUUCACUGUGGAAUCAG
Messenger RNA from Alosa sapidissima (American shad), 2543 nucleotides. RefSeq names its product mitochondrial transcription termination factor 2 (gene mterf2). Bases 101 to 1228 code for a protein of 375 amino acids. NCBI's taxonomy places the organism in Eukaryota, Metazoa, Chordata, Actinopteri, Clupeiformes, Clupeidae. Gene Ontology annotation, molecular function: double-stranded DNA binding. The transcript has 2 exons. Gene Ontology annotation, biological process: regulation of DNA-templated transcription; termination of mitochondrial transcription. The record is from RefSeq and is a predicted model, not a curated record. Gene Ontology annotation, cellular component: mitochondrial matrix.